This is a messenger RNA of Eruca vesicaria subsp. sativa (arugula), 3215 nucleotides long. Lineage: Eukaryota; Viridiplantae; Streptophyta; Magnoliopsida; Brassicales; Brassicaceae. The record is from the annotation of a GenBank genome assembly.
CGAUUUCGCUCUCGAGGAAAAAAAAAAAAAAACCCUAGUUCCUCUCCUCGCACCGAUUUGUCAUUCGUGGUCGCUUAACCAUUCGCAGAUCUGGUUGUGUGUGAAGUAAAUUCGAGAGAAUUGAAUGGAUGAUGACUUUGCAGAUGGAUAAGAAUACUGCUUCCUCGCCAAGGGAGCGAGCCAAGGCCAUAUUCAAUAAGACUGUUGAGUUGGAAAUCAAGCGUCGGAAGGCUGCUCAGGCGAGGAGUCCGUUUGACCCUGACUUGUGGCAGCAAAUUCGUGAGAACUAUGAAGCUAUCGUUCUUGAAGAUCACACCUUUUCCGAGGAGCACAACAUUGAAUUUACUCUGUGGCAGCUGCACUACAAACGGAUUGAAGACUUUAGAUCACACAUUACUGCUCUCGUGGCUCCUGGUAACUCGAGUGUGGCACAAAAUUCAAAGGGUCCAUCUAGGCUUGACCGGGCCGCAAAUCUCAAGCUCCAGUUCAGAACUUUCCUUUCAGAAGCAACUGGGUUUUACCAUGAAAUGACCUUAAAAAUUAGAGCAAAGUAUGGGCUUCCCUUGGGUUAUUUUCAAGAUAGUCAAAAUUUGGCUGAGAAAGAUGGAAAGAAGUUAGCAGAAGUUCAAAAAGGCUUGGUAUCUUGUCACCGUUGCUUAAUAUACCUUGGUGACCUUGCUCGUUAUAAAGGAUUGUAUGGAGAGGGGGAUUCUAAGAACCGAGAGCAUGCUGCUGCGUCAAGUUACUAUUUGCAAGCUGCUUCUCUAUUGCCAGGCAGUGGAAACCCACAUCAUCAGCUUGCUAUAAUUGCUUCCUAUUCGGAGGAUGAGUUUGCAGCAACAUAUCGUUAUUUCCGGAGUUUGGCUGUGGAGACUCCUUUCCCAACUGCCCGUGACAACUUGAUUGUUGCUUUUGAAAAGAAUCGUCAGAGUUAUUCCAAAUUAUUUGCGGUUUCCAAUUCCAAAGACUCAUCUAAAAGACCCACUGGUAAAAGAAGAGGUAAAGGCCAAGAUAAUUCAUCGAAGAAAAAUGCGGACGUGGUAGCUGUUCCUGAGAAGGAUAAAGUCACUAGUGCAGAUGAGAUGCUCAAAACAUUCUGCAUUAAAUUUGUUCGUCUCAACGGGAUUCUCUUUACCCGAACAAGCCUGGAGACGUUCUCAGAUGUUCUUGCUUCCACUAGCAGCAGUUUACGAGAUCUGAUUUCUUCGAGCUUAACGGAAGAUAUGAGUUUUGGUAAAGACACCAGUGACAGUGCACUUUUUAUCGUUAGGCUUGUAACAAUUCUUAUAUUUAGCGUUGAUAACUCAAAGAAAGAAAAGGAAGGUCAGUCCUAUGCAGAAAUUGUAAAUCGUGUGGAGCUGGCGAGGAACUCCUUAACAGCAAGUUUUGAGUUACUUGGACACGUAAUGAAGCAGUGUGCGCAACUGAGUGAUCCUUCAUCGAGUUACUUCUUGCCUGGUGUCUUAGUUUUUGUUGAAUGGUUGGCCUGUUGUCCUGAUAUUUCACUAGGGAGUGAUCCGGAUGAAAGACGGAAUGCUGCGAGAAACAGCUUUUGGAACCAGUGUGUUGCCUUCUUCAAUCAAAUCUUGUCUCUUGGGCCUAUGUAUAUUGAUGAUGUUGAAGAUGAGGCUUGUUUCUCAAACAUGAGCGUGUACGAUGAAAGAGAAACGGAAAACCGACUUGCACUGUGGGAGGACUAUGAAUUAAGAGGAUUCUUGCCAUUGCUUCCAGCUCAAUCUAUUCUCGACUUUUCAAGAAGACAUUCCUUUGGAACCGAAGGUCCCAAGGAAAAGAAAGCUCGUAUAAAUAGGAUCCUAGCAGCGGGUAAAGCAUUGACCAGUGUGAUCAAGGUUGAUCAGAAUCCUGUGUAUUUUGAUUCAAAGAAGAAGAAAUUUCUUGUUGGUUCUCAACCGUCGGAUGACUUGCUGGAAUCACAUUCAAGCCCAGCGGAAGCUGAUAAUGCAUUUCAAGAUAACCAAGAAGUAAUGAAUCAUAUUACGCCAGUGACGCAGCUAUGUCAGCAGAUUCAUUUGGGUGAGGAUGAUGAUGAUGAAGAAAUUGUUUUCAAACCUCUAGUUACUGAGAAGAGGAAAGGGGCUUCUGACCACAUAUUUGUUCCUAAUGGAGGAGGCUUCAAGAAUCCUGAUCAAGUUGCUUCUAUGGGGGACUUCAAAGCUUUGAGUGUUUCAGAUGCAGCUUUUCAUGAAAAUCUCCUUCUGCAGGCAAGAGUCAACGCAAGCAUUCAAGUGCCUGCACCUGUUGGUUCUAACCUUCUGGGACAUCUUCUGCCGUCAACACAGUCCCAUGGUGCGCAGUUGCAACAGGUUCAGUCGCAGGCAGUGCAUCCUCAGCCGGCUCAGUCGCUAGCCUCUGCACGACUUCAACCAAUGCAAUCACAGGUUGCACAACAAUCGCAGGCAGCACUACUUCAACAACUGCAGUCACGGGCUGUGCACUUUCAACAUCCUCAAGGACAGGUCCCACAUGUUUCACUGGCCCAAUCACAAUCUGCUUCCCUUGGUGGUAGCAAGUGGUUACCAGAAGAAGCUGCAAAUAGCCUACCUGGUUUUGCUCAGAUGGGUAACGGCCACGUGAUUAGGAAUGAGAUUCAAGGAAAUCAAGGAUUUUCCUAUUACCCUGCACACUCAUUGCCGAUCCACCAGUCUUUCAAUGUCAAUGGUAUGGCUGGUAUGCCAUAUUCUCAGUCACGUACACCUGAAGCCGCAUUGGCACCCAUAAUUGAUACUGUUUCAUCUUCUGGAGUUAUUUCUGAUGGCCUGGGCGUGCAAUCUUCGAUAGCAAGAAAAAGUCCAAUCGGUAGACCCUCCAGGCAUCUUGGCCCACCGCCUGGGUUUAACUCAGUCCCCUCUAAGCUGCACAAGGAGCCAGCACCCGGUCCCGAUAUGUCUGGCAGCAGCCUACCGGCUGAUGAUUACAGCUGGUUGGAUGGAUACCAAAACCAGUCUCACCAAGGCACUAGUUUCAACAGUUUUUUGAAUAACGGUUCUUCUGGGAAGCCAGAACACAAUGGACUGAAUGGGCCUGCUAACUUUCCGUUCCCUGGAAAACAGGCUCCAGCAUCACAGGUCCAAGCAGAAUUUCCGUAUUUUCAGCAUCCUCAGAAAGAUAACUUUGUGAACGGAAACGAUCAAUCAGCUCAACUCCCGGAGCAAUAUCAAGGUCAUCCCAGUUGGUCGAGUCGUCGCUUUGUGUGA